AGAGGAUAUCCGGUGUAAAUGUACUGCCCACCGUACAGAGACAUCGAUGGACAGAUCUAACAAACAAAAUGUAUCUCUAAAGGAUUGUAACUGCCUUCAUGUUGUGGAGCCAAUGCCCGUUGAUGAAAAGGAUGUGGAGGCGUACUGUCUGCGUUGUGAAUGCAAAUAUGAGGAGAGGAGUUCUGGAACUAUCAAGGUGACUAUCAUAAUCUACCUGUCCAUCCUGGGCCUGCUUUUCCUCUACAUGGUGUACCUGACCCUGCUGGAGCCCAUGCUGAAGAGGAGGCUCUUUGGACACUCACAGCUCCAGAAUGAUGAUGAUGUCGGGGACCAGCAGCCUUUCGCCAACGCCCACAACGUAUUGUCUCGUUCGACCUCUCGUCCCAACAUGCUGAACAAAGUGGAGCACGCUCAGCAGCGCUGGCGGAGGCAGGUCCAGGAACAGAGGAAGUCUGUGUUUGACCGCCAUGUGGUGCUCAGCUAAACUCAUCCCCAGGAAACAAAAACCCUGGGUGAAGCAAAACAUAUUACUGUGUUUUUGACUGUGUGGCCAUUUUUUUUUUUUUUUGUCUGAUUCUUUCCCGGACUUCUGAGCUUCAUCCUUAUUGGUGUUUUGUUCCUCAACUGGACCUGUAUUUCAGGAAAUGUGAUCAUAUAGCUCUAUGUAUUCAGGAGGUGAUCAUAAAGGGUCUCUACAUCAGUAGGAUGAAGUGGGGUGUUGCAUUUGAGACCUUUGACUUAAGAUAAUGCCAGUGUCUGUAUGACUUUGUAUACUUUCUGAUUUAAUAAUACUAAUAGAAAGUUAGAUGUUACAGUUUGUAGCCCCCCCCAAAAAUGGAUAAUGCGUGCCAUUUUGCACAAGCUGAUGAUAAUCUUUGGCUUCUGAUAAAGUAUAAACGAUGUGUGACCUUAUGCACUCUUUUACAGUAAUGUUGGCAGCUUCUGAUAACAGUAAAUGCUUGCCAUGUCACCAAUGAAAUUAGGUGAGACAUUUGAGGGUAGAGUAAAUAAAACAAAAAAAUAUCAUGCCAAAAUGAAUCACUCAAGCUAAUGAAAACGUCUACAAUAAAUGUAACAACUGCUACCUAAACUACAGAAGAUGGGAAUGAGUUGGAAACAGUAAAAAUUUGUAACAUCAGUCUCUUGUCAAAAAGCAUGUUUUUUAAGAAGUGAUGUAUAAACUUAUUUACAACCUUUUACCCUAAACAACAGUUCAUGUACAGAUGUAUGUAUUUCAUUGUGUGCUGACUGUGGUGUCAACAUUCCUGUAUCAUGUUCUCCUGUAGGUCUAAUGUAGCAUUUGGGAGACAUUUUGACUGUUAACCUAUCAUCUGAUGGUACAUUUAAUGUAAACAUUAGUCCUCU
Messenger RNA from Salvelinus sp. IW2-2015, 1365 nucleotides. Its product is annotated as transmembrane protein 9B. Gene Ontology annotation, cellular component: lysosomal membrane. Gene Ontology annotation, biological process: positive regulation of canonical NF-kappaB signal transduction. The record is from RefSeq and is a predicted model, not a curated record. NCBI's taxonomy places the organism in Eukaryota, Metazoa, Chordata, Actinopteri, Salmoniformes, Salmonidae.